AUGGUAUUCCGGAACCCUUAUCAGGCGAAGGAAAAGAGGUCCGUUCCGUCUUGGCAGGUCGUACAGGGCCGCAUCGAGGAGGUGACCAUCUUCAGCGACGCGCUUUUCCCGGACGUGAUCUCUGAGUCCAUGAAUGUCUUGAAAGGUGUGGAAUACGGCAAGAGCAGCGUCAGCGCUGUGUUGGCAAUGCUGCGGAUGGAGUUUGAUGAGCCAGGACCGCUCAAGACCUUGGACUCUCUUUCGCAGUUCAUGGUGUCCAGUAUUGAGGAAUGA
This is a messenger RNA of Symbiodinium sp. CCMP2456, 273 nucleotides long. The record is from the annotation of a GenBank genome assembly. NCBI's taxonomy places the organism in Eukaryota, Dinophyceae, Suessiales, Symbiodiniaceae.